AUGCUGUGGUUAUUUCUCCUCAUCCCCGUGCGAGCCGCCUCGAUAUGCGAUGCCGAGCCCUUGGUUCUCACCAUCCAAGACGUCCAGGUCCUCCCCGAUGUGCAGGAUUCUUACAUGAAGGGCAUUGCCGCGCAGAUCGGGUCUCCGGUGCAAGACAUUGUUCUGCUCCCUUGGGCUGAGUUGAACAAUACCUGGGUUUACGAUGACCAGGCCUACUGCGACAAAACCAUCAUCUGGAACGACCAAAUCUGCGAGGUUCGUAGGGGAAAUUUGUUCCACGAGGACGAGUCUACGACUUUCGACAAGGCCAACGACAUCAUCGCAGCUGGCGGCGCCGGAGAUGAAGUUGGCUUCGAGGGCUCAGAAACGGGUAUAAAGAAGCUUAUAGCGACGAGUCUCGGCGGCACCGACACCCUCACGCUGAACGGCUCCGUCACCCUGUACGACUUUCCCAUCGGAAUCCCUCGCAUGAAGUGGGAUGCUGGCUACACGAUGCUGCACCCCCUCGGGCUGGGGUCAAACUCGACAUACCUCAACGCCCUCCGCGCAGCCGGCAAGAUUGGAUCGCGCGUGUGGUCGUUGUUCUGGGGGCGCAUGUGGGUAGAAAACACCAUCAACGGGUCCCUCGUCCUGGGAGGCUAUGACGAGGAAAAGGUCAUUGGCGCGAAUUACACCGCGCCGCUCGACUACGACGACUUUACAGGUACGCAGGGUUGUUGGACCGGGAUGAAGGUCAUCUUGUCCGACAUCAAGCUCAACUUUCGUGAUGGGUCUGACGAAAGCAUCUUUCCGUCCAACGCUGCGCUGCCGUGUUGUCUGGUGCCGCACCGACAGCUUCUGCUGGAAGCUCCACUCGACUACGUGGACAAAUUCGACGAGGUGACGGUAAUAAACCACACUGAUGUUUCUUACGGGUUGCAUUGGUCUGCACGAUUGUUUGACGCCGAUAAUGUAUUUGACGGCGACAUCACCUUCUACCUCGACUCUGGACUCGAAAUCCGCGUUCCCAACAACCAGUACAUUGUGCCAUUUGUCGACAUCCAUCGAAACGGGUCUCGCGUCUUCAAGAACAAGGUCCGCGAACUUCUCAUAAAUGGCGUCGCGAGUCAGCCCGCUACCCUAGGCCGAUAUUUCCUUACGUCGGCGUACCUCAUGGUGAACCACGACGCACACACUUUUACGCUCUGGCAGGGCAAUCCAUCGAAAAAAAGCAGUCUUGUGCGUGUAUUUGACGAGGAGACUGCUGAGAAGUGCUCUGAUGCUACUGCGGUGGUGGAGCCGUCAGCUACCGAGACGACGGAGGAAGAAGAGUCGAAGUUUACGGUGUCUACCACAGAGACUGACAAGGCAGAGCCCUCUUCAUCGCCUUCCGGUGCAGUCAUCGGCGGCGCGGUAGUUGCAAGCAUUGUCGGCGUGAGUCUCAUCGGCCUAGGCGUCUUCUACUACAUACGCCGAAGACGCCCCGCCGAGGUUUUGUCAACUCCGGUGCAGCCAGAGCACAAACCCCCGGCAUACUAUUUCCAUUCACUCCAAGAGAUGCCUGGGUCCAUGCCUGGGUCAUCGGGGAUGCAAGGGCAGCCGCAUUUUGUUUACGAGAUGGAUGCUAAUAUGCACAACUCUCACCAAGGACGGUGA
Messenger RNA from Ilyonectria robusta, 1635 nucleotides. Its product is annotated as aspartic peptidase domain-containing protein. Bases 1 to 1635 code for a protein of 544 amino acids. Lineage: Eukaryota; Fungi; Ascomycota; Sordariomycetes; Hypocreales; Nectriaceae. The record is from RefSeq and is a predicted model, not a curated record. The transcript is spliced from 3 exons.